UUCCAAUCAAGCGCAUGCCCAGUAUAUCCUUCUAUAUUGAAUCAAACAGACCGUUUUAGUGUCCAUUUAACAUCUGUACAGGGCGGCAAAGUUUAAGGCGAGUGAGCUAGAAGAAAAGAUCAUGUCAGUAACAGCCCCUGCUCCCCCACCACCGGCUGUUGGAUAUUAUCCACAAGGUCAGCCUGCUGGUCAACAGUCACAACAAUCCAGUACAACUGUAGUUAUUCAAGGAAAUAAUGAUGCUCCAAUGGGAAUGGCACUCCAAGACUGUCCAAUUACAACAAAAUGUCCCAGUUGUAAAAGCAACGUUGUGACCCAAAUUAAAUUUGAGAUUGGCUGUAUUACAGUUUUGGUAACAUUCCUUCUCUGUCUCUUUGGGUUCUACUUGUGCUGCUUCAUCCCAUGCUGUGUAGGUAGAUGUAAAGAUGUCGUCCAUUUAUGUCCUAACUGCAAAUACAUUAUUGGAAAAUACAAAAGGAUGUAAAAAGAAAACUACAACAUGAAAAAUUCAAGAGGAGGAUAAAUUGUGCAGGAAACAAAAUAUUGGGAGAAAAUUAUGAAAUUCUGAAGUGAUGUGAAAGACACUUUUAAGCCAGAUUAUUUAGUGCUGAAUUAAUUUCCUAAUAAGUUUAUUAUCUUCCCUGUGAAACUGUCGCAUAUGUAAAUUAGACUUUGUUUCAAUGAGGACACAUUUAUUUUCCAUAGUGCUGUGUUAAUUAACGUUUCAGAUUUGGUUUAUUUAUAUUUCUAUCAUGUUUGUCAAAGUAUUCUAUAUAAUAUAUCUACAUUUUUACAGAAUAAUUAAACUGAAACCACUUGA
Molecule: messenger RNA, 820 nt
Organism: Mytilus trossulus (common blue mussel)
Lineage: Eukaryota; Metazoa; Mollusca; Bivalvia; Mytilida; Mytilidae
Product: LITAF domain-containing protein-like
Exons: 4
Coding region: 122-484 (120 amino acids)
Molecular function (GO): zinc ion binding
Source: RefSeq, a predicted model, not a curated record